AUGGCACCACUCAGCCUUUACAUCUGUAGCGACGUCGCGCCAUUAGCCACCUCGAUGUACUCACACCCCGCUAUGCCGCUUGUCACUCAGCUUUCUGCAUUAGCGACCAUCGUCACCCCGACGACGCCCUAUACAUCCAAGGCAUCUCCGUCCUCCAUCUCGGACAUUGUACACGAGAUCUCCAAAGCAGAUGUCGCCGCUCAGCCUACCUCAACUCUGGACCUAAAGCUUAAAUCUAGCUCCUCUGGAGCCGAGGGUGGUUUGUCAACAAUGGCUGUAGUUGGCAUUGUCGGUGGUAUAAUCCUGGCCAUGAUCAUCGGGGUGUUUAUCGUGGUGAAAGUGUGUCACCAUUGA
This is a messenger RNA of Alternaria rosae, 354 nucleotides long. RefSeq lists its product as uncharacterized. The transcript has a single exon. Bases 1 to 354 code for a protein of 117 amino acids. NCBI's taxonomy places the organism in Eukaryota, Fungi, Ascomycota, Dothideomycetes, Pleosporales, Pleosporaceae. The record is from RefSeq and is a predicted model, not a curated record.